AUGAAUCAAAAGGGGAAAAAAAAUACUCUGCAAGGAGGUUGGUUGGCUAAUGUUUCAAUAGCUUCAGUUUUAACAGUUGGCAGUAUAUCGGCACUUGCGGCAGAAAUAGAUGUAACCGAGGAAAAUGUAAAGAAUAAUGUGUAUCAUAGUGAAGAGGGCUAUCACAUUAAUGCUAACAGCCCUAAUGAAGCUUUUACGCUUAAAAAUGGGUCUUUAGGAGGGCAGGAAGAUAAAGAAGGGAAAGUUAUGUUUAAAGUUAGCUCCCCUAUUAGUGCACUUAAACAUAUUAGUGCAAGAACUCCUGUAAUAGGUGAAAGUAAAGUAAAAAGAGCAAAAGAGUUUACAGUUGAUGCCUCUAUUGACAGUAAAGCAGUUCUAGAGGGAGAUAUCUUUGCAGCCAAGCUACAGUUCCUUGAGGGAUCAGUAAUUGCUAAUGGUAAUAUAGGGGUAGGAGCUGACGGAGAGACUAUAGCUAGCUCCCAAGGUCCCGUACAUCUUACUCUCUAUUCUAGCCCACAGUCUAAAGCACGAACAGUGGAUUUUGGAAAAUUACAGGUUGAUCAUUCUCUAAUUAUCAACGCUCAUGCUCAAUUAUCUCUUACUGCAAAUAUGACACACAGCAAAAACGGGGUAAAGUUAAAUGUUUUAGAAGGUAGAACAACCAAAAGCGGUAAUUGGAAGGGUAGUAUUAAUUUCUUGGACACUAGUCCAGAGGGAGCUGGUUCGAUUUUAGAAUUAGAGGAUAAUUAUAGAUUAGAAGGAAAUAUUAACGUGGCCCCUGGAACAACUGAUCCUACCCUGGGGAAUUUAAUUGCUAAUAAUGCUAUUGUUAUGGGAGAUAUUGGUAAAACUGUUCCUCUUAGUACUCUGGUUAUUAAUGAUGGUAAAAUAUUUGCAGUAAAAGGUGAAGUGUAUUUGAAAGGGGAAACUACUUUAAAUGAUCGUGCUAAAUUAAUAAUAGAGAAGGAUUAUACGACAAGUCGUGUUAAUACGUGCGGCGCGGAGGCGGAAAUCAGGGUUUAA
Messenger RNA from Didymodactylos carnosus, 1023 nucleotides. Lineage: Eukaryota; Metazoa; Rotifera; Eurotatoria; Philodinida; Philodinidae. The record is from the annotation of a GenBank genome assembly.